AUGUCAACUUCUACAAAUUCAAAUAAUGAAAAACAACCUACCAUACUCUUGUGCAUAGGUAUGGCAGGCUCUGGCAAAACAACUUUAAUGCAGAGAUUAAAUGCGUAUCUUCACAGUAUCAAGAAAUCACCUUAUAUAAUUAAUCUUGAUCCAGCGGUCACUCAACUUCCAUUUGCCGCAAAUAUAGACAUUAGAGAUACUGUAAAUUAUAAAGAAGUUAUGAAACAAUACAAUUUAGGACCUAAUGGUGGAAUUUUAACAAGUUUAAAUUUAUUUACAACAAAAUUUGAUCAAGUUUUGGAUCUUAUAUCAAAACAUACACCUGGUCAAAUUGAAAUAUUUACAUGGUCAGCUUCCGGAGCCAUUAUCACUGAUGCUUUAGCUGCAUCCUACCCAUGUGUAAUCGCGUAUAUUAUAGAUACGCCUAGAACAACAAGUCCUGCAACAUUUAUGAGUAAUAUCAUUUUAUAUAAAACUAAAUUGCCAUUUAUACUGGUUUUCAAUAAGACAGAUGUCAUCUCUCAUCAAUUUGCUAUUGAUUGGAUGACUGAUUUUGAAUCUUUUCAAGAAGCUCUUCAAAAAGAUACCAGUUAUAUGACUAGCCUUAUGAAUUCCAUGUGUUUGGUAUUAGAAGAAUUUUAUAAACAUUUAAGGGUAAUUGGUGUAUCAGCAAUGUCGGGAUCUGGUAUGGAUAAAUUUUUUGAAGCUGUAGGAGAAGCUGUCAAAGAAUAUGAAGAUGUAUAUAGACCAGAAUUGGAGAGAUUAAUAAAAGAAAAGUCACAACGACAAGAAGCUAAAAAACAAGCGCAACUCACUAAAUUAAUGAGGGAUAUGAAUAUGUCUGAUACUUCGAAAACAAUAGAUCCUGAUUAUAAAGCAAUGAAAUCACAUCAAGAUAAACUCGAGGAUGAAAGUUUUGCUAGAUGGAUAAAGAAAACUAAAGAAGGUGGGGGAUUUAGAAAAAGAUACAAGGGUAGCUCAGAUAUAGAGGAUGAGGAUGAGAUAUUUGGUGGUAUUGAUGAAUUGGUCAUAAUAAUAAUGUGUGCUGCUGGUUUAGCAAUGGCCUUUGCUGGUUUUUUAUUACUACCAUUCACAAUGAUAGCAACUGCAUUAUUACAUGAUGAAAUUCACUCGGAAAAUUAUUAUUUAAGUUGGCUGGAUAGUAAUUUAUUGGUUACUUUGUGGAAUUACACGUUUAUGGGAUGUAAUUUUGCUUUGUUUGUGUUAUUACCUUUUGCCUUUUUCUACAAUGAAACAGAUCAACUUAAAACUUUUUGGGUGAAAGCUCAAGAAACGGCCACGAUUAUGUUACUGGUUGGUGUGCUGAUGUACAUUUUUAUAUACAUGUCAAGAUUGAUUUUAGGAAUAGAAAAUAUCGAUUUUUGGGUUAUAUUGAAUUUGUUGACUUGUAUGGGCGGUGCAUGGAUCUGUUUGAAGGCGACACCGAUCGGUUACAUACAAAUAUUUUCCUGCAUCAGUGAACUUCCAUUGAGACCUAAUUAUCGUAAUCAAUUAAAAGAUUCCUUGAUAGAAAAUGAAAUGGAAACUAGUGUUUUGUUACAACAUUUGGAAAAUGUGGAACGUGGAUGGAAAUCACCUGUUUAUGCUGCUAAUCUAAAAUCUCGUUCUCAAGCUCUAAUGACGGCAACAUCGCCAUCAACAUCUGAAUCAAACUACAACAAUGAUUCAUUACAAUGUUGUUCCUCUUCUGAACAGUUAUAUUCUACAAUUAAUAAUGGAAUUAUUAAUGGCAGUGUUGAUGUCGAUUCUGGUACUGAUGAUCAUAAUAUUAAGAAUGUUUUAGUGAAUAAUGGUAUUGGCAACACUUCUACUUUUACAUCUAUUUCAUCACCAUCAAAAAAAAGAUACAAGGGUAGCUCAGAUAUAGAGGAUGAGGAUGAGAUAUUUGGUGGUAUUGAUGAAUUGGUCAUAAUAAUAAUGUGUGCUGCUGGUUUAGCAAUGGCCUUUGCUGGUUUUUUAUUACUACCAUUCACAAUGAUAGCAACUGCAUUAUUAAAUGAUGAAAUUCACUCGGAAAAUUAUUAUUUAAGUUGGCUGGAUAGUAAUUUAUUGGUUACUUUGUGGAAUUACACGUUUAUGGGAUGUAAUUUUGCUUUGUUUGUGUUAUUACCUUUUGCCUUUUUCUACAAUGAAACAGAUCAACUUAAAACUUUUUGGGUGAAAGCUCAAGAAACGGCCACGAUUAUGUUACUGGUUGGUGUGCUGAUGUACAUUUUUAUAUACAUGUCAAGAUUGAUUUUAGGAAUAGAAAAUAUCGAUUUUUGGGUUAUAUUGAAUUUGUUGACUUGUAUGGGCGGUGCAUGGAUCUGUUUGAAGGCGACACCGAUCGGUUACAUACAAAUAUUUUCCUGCAUCAGUGAACUUCCAUUGAGACCUAAUUAUCGUAAUCAAUUAAAAGAUUCCUUGAUAGAAAAUGAAAUGGAAACUAGUGUUUUGUUACAACAUUUGGAAAAUGUGGAACGUGGAUGGAAAUCACCUGUUUAUGCUGCUAAUCUAAAAUCUCGUUCUCAAGCUCUAAUGACGGCAACAUCGCCAUCAACAUCUGAAUCAAACUACAACAAUGAUUCAUUACAAUGUUGUUCCUCUUCUGAACAGUUAUAUUCUACAAUUAAUAAUGGAAUUAUUAAUGGCAGUGUUGAUGUCGAUUCUGGUACUGAUGAUCAUAAUAUUAAGAAUGUUUUAGUGAAUAAUGAAGGAAUUCUUAACAGUCUUAAAAUUCUUGAAAAUCAAAGAUCAAGGUUACAACGUGAUCUAUCAAAAUCACCUUUAUAUCGUAAUAUAGCAUUUUUUAUAUUAUUUGUAAUCAGUCAUUCAAUAUGGUUUUUAUUGCUUGGUCACAUAUUAUGGUCAUUUAUUAAAAGUUUAUUGGUGGAUGAUGAACAAAAAGAGUUACAUAAAUUGGAAUCAGUAUUUGGUAAACAAACAAUGUCAAUAUUUGGUAAAUUUGAUACAGUUAGUGAUAUAGCAUUGAUAUUUUAUUUCACAAGUGCAACCAUAAUUGGAGUUUAUUCCAUUCAACCAUUUAAAAGAAUACGUCCAAGAUUUGGCAUUAGUAGUAAUAGUCAUAGCAGAAUGGGCUUGCAACAUAUUAUAGCUAACGUUACGGUUUUAUUGGUGAUUAGCAGCAGUUGGCCCGCUUUAGUUAGAGUUUUGGGAUUGAUAAGACUGGAUUCGGCUGGACCUUAUGAACAAUUUCAUAAAUUAAAUAAUACCGGUCAAUUAUUGGCUAUAGCUUUUCGUCUUGGAGUUUUAAUUACUACGGUGUUUCCUAUUUUGGAUUAUUAUGUUUUAAGAAGUAUAUCUGGUGUGAGAUUGACAAUAGACAAUGAUAGUGGCGAUGGUAACGAUGGCAUUAUUGAUAAUGGUAAUGGUCUUGAGAAUAGCCAUCUAGUUAAUGGGUUUAAUGGUUUGAUUGGUAAUGAGAUUAGUUCGUCUCAUGUGAAUGGUCAUUUAAAUUAUCAUGAUGAGAUGGAUGAAUCAACCUAUAGUUUACAAAGUAAUGAUUAUUAUUACGGGACUGCUGAGGGAAGUCAAUUAAUAACAAAUGGACAUCAUGACAACAAUUUUGAUAAUUAUUAUUAUGAUGAUGACAAUGAAGAUAAUAACAUAGUAAUAAAAGAAGUAGAAGACAAUUAA
Entrophospora sp. SA101 is the source of this 3657-nucleotide messenger RNA. The record is from the annotation of a GenBank genome assembly. NCBI's taxonomy places the organism in Eukaryota, Fungi, Glomeromycota, Glomeromycetes, Entrophosporales, Entrophosporaceae.